UCCACGUACCAAUCUCUCUUUCUCUCCUUCUUCAAAGAUCAAACCCUAAUCCACUACCCAAAACCCUUCUUGAUUCUCUUUGAUCCACCAUCCUCACCUCUAAAUCACUCCUCUGCACUCCAACACCACCAUAAUCUACACAAAGCUCCAAUCUUUCCUCACAAUGGAGCCUGAAUCUCCUCCCAUACCCGUUGUCUCCACAUUCAGUUCACCAUUUGAGAAAAGCCCUAACCCUAAGUCAUCUCUCCGCAAGCCUCUCAGCUUGUGGCCGGGGAUGUACCAUUCUCCGGUGACCGAUGCUCUCUGGGAAGCUCGUUCGAGCAUCUUUGAGAGGUUUCUUUAUGGAUCCAAGGACGGGCCUCCACAGGCUCAGCUGCUCACUAGGACUCCAUCGCAUAGCAGGGUUAGCAUUGCUUAUAACUUCUCUAGUGAUUAUAUUCUCAGGGAGCAGUAUAGGGAUCCUUGGAAUGAGGUUAGGGUUGGGAAAUUGCUUGAAGAUCUUGAUGCUCUUGCUGGAACCAUCGCUGUGAAGCACUGCUCUGAUGAUGAUAGCACUACAAGGCCCGUCAUGUUGGUUACUGCAUCUGUAGAUAAGAUAGUUCUAAAGAAGCCAAUUCUUGUCGACAAAGACCUUGAAAUAUCUGGUGCUGUUGCGUGGGUUGGCCGUUCAUCACUGCAAAUACAAAUGGAAAUAACUCAGCUACAAGAGCAAUCUAUACCAUCAGAUUCUGUUGUCUUGACGGCAACAUUCACAUUUGUUGCCCGGGAUUCAAAGACUGGAAAAUCUGCUCCAGUUAACCGUCUUUUACCAGAAACUGACCAUGAAAAGAAGCUAUUUGAGGAAAGAGAAGAAAGAGAUAAACUUAGGAAAAGGAAGAGAGAUGACCAGAUGGAGUUGGAGAGGGGAGGGCGUAAACUUCAUGAUGAUGUUGGAUGUUUAAAGAGAUUGUUGGCUGAGGGUCGAGUCUUCUGCGAUUUGCCUGCUUUAGCAGAUAGAGAUAGCAUUCUGAUAAGAGAUACACGUCUUGAGAAUUCUUUGGUUUGCCAACCUCAGCAGAGGAACCCACAUGGAAGAAUUUUCGGAGGUUUUUUGAUGCUCCGAGCAUUUGAAUUAGCUUUCUCAACUGCAUAUGCCUUCGUUGGACAAAUGCCCUGCUUUCUGGAAGUCGAUCAUGUUGAUUUCCUAAAACCUGUGAAUGUGGGAGAUUUCCUUCGAUUUAAAUCAUGUGUGCUGUACACAAAGUUACAAAAUCCAGAACGACCUCUGAUCAACAUCGAAGUUGAAGCUCACGUCACCAGACCGGAGCUUCGAACUAGUGAGGUGUCAAAUACAUUCUAUUUUACAUUUACCGUCAACGGUGAUGCAUUGAAGAAGGGAGUGAGGAUCCGCAAUGUGGUACCGGCAACAGUGGAAGAAGCGCAUCGUGUACAAGAGCGCAUGGAAGCUGAGAAAAUUUUUUCAUAGGUUCAAGGAUAAAGCUAUUCGACAAUAUGGAUUCUGUUUGGCCCAAAGAGGUACAAGAAGAAGGAACUUCAAUCAGUUGAACUCUUCACUAUGUCAUUGUUGUAAUGCAGCGUUCCACUUUUCGACAAAUCUGUAAGAAAAAAGCAAAAGGAUAUAUCUUAAGAAAGUAGUGUAGAAAUUAGAGGAGAGAGAAAUUAAGUUACACAUGGUAUUUGUGGUUUACUUUAUAUUUCAACUUCAUAUUGCAACAAGUAGUUUGAUGUUUUAUACCCUUGUAAAACCGAGUAAAUCAAAUUUAUGAUCCUAGUUUUGAAGCUUGCUAAAGAGGGUUAUAAGAUACUUUUACA
This is a messenger RNA of Dioscorea cayenensis subsp. rotundata (Guinea yam), 1812 nucleotides long. RefSeq names its product acyl-coenzyme A thioesterase 9, mitochondrial-like. Bases 164 to 1465 code for a protein of 433 amino acids. The record is from RefSeq and is a predicted model, not a curated record. Gene Ontology annotation, biological process: acyl-CoA metabolic process. NCBI's taxonomy places the organism in Eukaryota, Viridiplantae, Streptophyta, Magnoliopsida, Dioscoreales, Dioscoreaceae. Gene Ontology annotation, molecular function: fatty acyl-CoA hydrolase activity. The transcript is spliced from 5 exons.